AUGAGCGCUUCCCAGGCCGACACAGAACCGAUCUAUCAUGAGCACUACAAGGGCUUGCUGGUUGGGUCCUACACGGACGAGAAGCUGCGACAUGCCUCUGCCAAACAUCUGCACAUGACAAGUCGACGCUCCUUCAUCGGGCCGAUCCCUGCUGGAUGGCUUCAGGGCCACCGAAAAUCCUGGUACCGGUCACGACUUCGCAUGAAGAACUAUACAUCGCAGACUCUUUCGUUCAAGGUGGAUCCUGUCACAUUUCACUAUAGUCAACAAGAUAGCGAUCAGCUCCAGCCAUCAUCGCAGCCAAUAGCGGAGGAUCUUGCUCUUACGUUUACCAUUACCAACGAGGGGACAUCGGGAGAGGAGGAAGAUAUAACGACCGAACAAGAAGAAUCUGAAGGGCCUCAGGGGGAACUUCGUACACUUUCUCAUCCUACGACUGAAUUUGAGGCGAUAAACCAAACGGAGACGGAAGAAGAAUCAGAGGCGACAAACCAAACAGAGACGGAGGAAGAAUCAGGUUCAGAAACAGAAACGGAGAGGAAUCACAAUCAAGAUGAAUCAGAGGACGAAGAUGAUGAAAGCACGCCGCGUCAGAGUGUCCGGGCAAGUGCGAUGGCACAAGAAAGUGUGUACAACGACGGGACCGCAUCGUCCUCAUUCGUGACAGCCAGGGAGGAAGUAAGCAGUAGUGCUGACUCAGGCUCCGAAACAUCUACCAUACAUGGUAGCCCACGCUUGGCUUUUACCGAUCAGAGGCCUCAAUCGCAAAGGUCUCAGGAUAUGAGUGUUGGAAGGCCUAGCGAUGGCAAUGGUAGUCCACUGACAUCCGCUACUUCUGGGGUUCCUAGUGAAGCCGACUCUACCACAAACCUGCUAAAGGGAAAGCAGAAAGCCCAAAGCAUACCGGAAAGCAAGGCCCAAAGUAUGCAGGAAAGCAAAGUGUCCGGCAUAUUCAAAUCGAGGCUAGAACACCAAGAACCCCAAGAUGAGUUCGACGCCGAUCAAAAUAGCCCAGGGCCAGAGGGACAGAUUCAGGGACGCAUUACGCGGAAGAUGGCGAAAUACAACUUGGAUGACAAUAUCCUGAAUAAACAGCAAAGACUUCGUAACAAGAUAGCCAGGACAGGGAACACCAUAUCUGCGAAUCGGCCACAUCGACGAAAGUUGCAAGAUGGAGAGAUCAUCAAGGCCGAGAGAAUGUUGGUCCUGGUGGAAGAGUCGAUCAAAGAUAAGCUUCCUGAAGACUACUCUGAAAACCACAGCCUACGAAUGGAAAAUCGUACCGCAGAUAAGUGGCGAGAGUUUCUUGUUGUAUGCCGCAAGAGCUCAGCCGAGCAUGCUCCAUUUGUCCUUCAAAUGUAUCGCACUCGAGUGAUCCCUGAUGUGCAAAACCACAAUGUCAAGACGCGGCCUUACUAUGAGGUCCGUCUAAAUCGCAAGAACACUCGAGUCAACCUUUACUCCGCACUCGAUAAAACCAUCGUCAUCUGGCAUCCCUGCAAGCGUGGCACGAAAAUAUACAUCAUUCGACCCAAGUCUUCUGCCCAUGCUGCCGAAUGGUACACAUUUAUUCGGCAGGUACUUGGGUGGCAACGACCUAACAAACUACCAAUCAACGUUCCUGACCUUGGUGUGUCUUUGAUCUUCAAGAACCCAUUCCAGCAGCUGGAGGCUCGGCUGGGUUUAAGUCACGAUGACAACAAACACGCUACAGUGGUCAGCCGAUCUGCGAAAGAGGAGAAAUUCGCCGCUGCUGCAAUUAUUCGGGGCUGUAUAGAAAUGCUCGAAGGUCGUCCCGAGUGGGCCGAGGUACUCAAGAGUUGGUCCAAGACCGAGAAGAUGGGCCUUGCCUGGAAGCGAUAUGAUCGUCUGGAGUGGGUGUAUGGUGUAAACGAGGAAAAUAUGUAUGGAUCAAUUGCCAUGCAGUCAUCCCAUGAGCUCGAACUUCGACCACGCCAUCACUAUUCAACAGCCGUCAAGAAGCUGACAGAUAAAAAAGAAGAUGAGCCACCGCCAAUUGAGGGAUUUUUGAUCCGUCUCACAUCGCAAAAAGGCGUACAUCAGAAACUGAACAAGAUGUUCUACAAACGUCUCUACUUUUUCACCGAGGACCAGCAUCUCUUGUUCUGUAAACCUGCCAAAGCUCUUCCUCCGGCGCCACCAAAACUUGCACCGUCAGGAGAUUCGAGCAUACCGUCUGCUCAAGAAAUUUUAAGCCAAACACCACUGUUUUGGGAUGUCGAUCCUUACCCAAUCCAGGGUGGUGAAGUUGAGUGGCUGUCCAGUGGAAACCCAGAAUUUGUUCAACGGCACGACGAGGAAGCCUACGCACAGUGGCAGAGGAACGUACACAACAUGAGCCACGCUGAUGGAUACAUUGACUUAUGCAAAGUGCGUGAAGUUCGCCGCAUGCAAUGGGGGAGCACUCCUGCCGAUGCCAACCUUGAACCAGGACCAGAUGUCGACUUCCAACCAGAAGGGAGCAAUUUACGACAGGACGAUGGCACUACCAAGCAAUUUGAUGAUGAGCGAACAUUUGAGAUGACGCUCGAAAAUGGGUUGGUAAUUCGCCUACAAGCAUAUGACUCUGCCACUCGCGACGAAUGGGUUAAAAGACUAGAUGCAUUGGUCAAAUAUUGGAGAGCACGCCAUGCUGAUGAUGCCGCUGAAUUGAUCGCUGUGCGUCGGCGCAAUCUCAAGCUUUUGGAGAUCGACGAGGAGAUGGAGUCAAUCAUAGGUCAAUUUGCCCAAAAGUGGGAGGUGAAAAAGGCCGAGGCAUCGCCACAUCUGCAUAAUAUGUGUGCACUGUCAGGUUGCCGGACAAUCAAGGUAUGUUGUGUGUUUGGCGGGUUCUUGAUCAAUACUGACCAUGGGGAAAUCCAGAUGUCCGGUCAGCUCUACCGCAAACCUCGUCGCCACAAGACCUUCACCCGCUGCCACGUCUUGCUCUCCGAUGGCAAGCUCCUCAUUUUCCGAAGCAACCUACGCAAGUACAACGGUGUCCAAAUCCCACAUAUCCACCAGGAACAUGAAACAACCAUCGACCUGCGAGACUGCUAUAUCUACUCGGGGCUGAUCGCCGAGAACGACCUGCUGUACGCCAACCAGACGUUCGAUAGUAAUAACCCAGGUCUCCGUGCCCUACCGCGGGUCUAUCCCGCCUCUGAUUCUUUCACCAGCCGAGACGGAGACUCUGCCAUCACAUUUGUGAUUUGGCAACCUACCCAGAAGAAUCUUUUCCGUGCCCAGGAACACACUACCCAAGGUACUGCCAAGCGAUCUUUACGGCACGUCUCGACACUUGGCAAACACGGCCGAACGAUUGUAUUCAAGGCUCGCAGUCGUGUUGAAAAGGAUCGGUGGGUGAUGAGUAUCUCCUCCGAGAUCGAUCGACUGCAAGAGGAGAAGCCCGAAGACAUACGCAUCGUGUCUCAGUAA
Messenger RNA from Penicillium odoratum, 3438 nucleotides. Its product is annotated as sporulation-specific 71 family protein. Lineage: Eukaryota; Fungi; Ascomycota; Eurotiomycetes; Eurotiales; Aspergillaceae. The record is from RefSeq and is a predicted model, not a curated record. Gene Ontology annotation, cellular component: prospore membrane. Gene Ontology annotation, biological process: protein localization to prospore membrane; ascospore-type prospore membrane formation. The transcript has 2 exons. Bases 1 to 3438 code for a protein of 1145 amino acids.